AUGAGAUACGCUUUUCUUGCCGCUGCGCUUGUUGCGCCAUCUCUUGCACAGUAUGGUGUCGCUCCCAACCCACCAGUCGUCUCUCCCCCAAGUGAGAAGCCGUUGAUCUCCGAGGCCGCUUUGAUCAAGGACGUCAAGCUUGAGGACUUGCUUGCUGGAUCUCAGAAGCUCCAGGAUAUUGCCGAUGCCAACGGCGGAAACCGUGCUUUCGGCGGUGGCGGCCACAACGCUACCACUGAGUGGCUCUACCAGACUCUGCUCGCAACUGGCGCCUACGAUGUCUACAAGCAGCCAUUCGUAGAGCUCUUUACGGCUGCCACCACCACGUUUUCUGCAAACGGCGAGGCGGUCCCGGUUGAGUACCUCACAUAUGGACCUUCUGGCACCGUGAAUGGUACUCUUGUCAAAGUUAGCAGCCUUGGAUGCACUGCUGCAGACUACCCAUCGGCCGUCUCUGGAAACAUUGCCGUAAUUUCUCGUGGCGAAUGCACUUUCGCCAUCAAGGCCGCCAACGCGAAGACUGCCGGAGCUGCUGGAGCUGUCAUAUACAACAACGUAGCUGCCACCCCUCUUUCUGGUACCCUUGGUGGUGACGGCGACUAUGCACCCGUCGUUGGUAUGACUCAGGAGGCAGGAAACGCUCUCCUCUCUCAGAUUGGCAACGGUACUGUCCAAGCAAACCUUUUCGUUGAUGCCAUCCGCGAGAACCGCACCAACUACAACGUCAUCGCCGAAACCAAGGAAGGUGACCACGAGAACGUCCUCAUGAUUGGAGGCCACUCCGACUCUGUCUACGCUGGCCCUGGCAUCAACGACGACGGCUCCGGCACCAUCGGCUCCCUUGUCGUCGGCCUCGCCCUCGCAAAGUACAAGAUCAAGAACGCUGUUCGCCUCGGUUUCUGGGGCGCCGAAGAAUUCGGCAAACUCGGCUCCUUCUACUACCUCAAGACGCUCAACGGCACUCUCUCCGGCAACAGCACCGAAGCUAGCAAGAUCCGUGCAUACCUCAACUUCGACAUGAUCGCCUCGCCCAACUACGUCCUCGGCAUCUACGACGGCGACGGCAGCGCCUUCAACUUCUCCGGCCCCACGGGCUCGGACAAGAUCGAGAAGGACUUUGAGCAGUUCUACGAGAACCGUGGCCAAGCUCACGUGCCCUCGCUCUUCUCCCUGCGCUCCGACUACGCCGCUUUCCUCGAGAACGGCAUUCCAUCCGGUGGCCUGUUCACCGGCGCUGAGGUCCUCAAGACGGAACAGGAGGCGGUUAUGUUUGGCGGCGAGGCCGGCGCACCGCUCGAUGCGUGCUACCACCAGAAGUGUGACGACAUUAACAAUCUUGCGGAAGACGCUUAUCUGCUUAACACCCAAAGCAUUGCGAACAGUGUGGCUAAGUAUGCGCUGAGCUUUGAGGGUAUUCCGAGGGCGAAUGCGACAAUCAGGAAGAGGAAUGCUGAGAGUUCGCGAUUCAUGGCACGAUUUGACGACGGUGGUCAUGCACACCACGGACAGAACUGUGGUGCGGGCAAGAACUUGGAAUAAAAGUGUAAAAGGAGGUGGGAGUGGGGGAUGAUGAAGAUAUGAGAUGAUACCUUGAUGACUUGUUAUGAUGUUGUAGUUGUAAGAAGACGCAGAAAUGCAUGAAGAGUUUAAUCGUUAC
Molecule: messenger RNA, 1657 nt
Organism: Parastagonospora nodorum SN15
Lineage: Eukaryota; Fungi; Ascomycota; Dothideomycetes; Pleosporales; Phaeosphaeriaceae
Exons: 1
Coding region: 1-1539 (512 amino acids)
Biological process (GO): proteolysis
Molecular function (GO): metalloexopeptidase activity; aminopeptidase activity
Source: RefSeq, a predicted model, not a curated record